Molecule: messenger RNA, 1429 nt
Organism: Dentiscutata heterogama
Lineage: Eukaryota; Fungi; Glomeromycota; Glomeromycetes; Diversisporales; Gigasporaceae
Source: the annotation of a GenBank genome assembly
CAACUUCGCUGUUAGAGAUCAUAAUAUAAUAGAGAACGUUAGUGAAGUUUAUGGAACUAAUACUAAAAGAAAUAGGCAUGUUUCCGACAAAAAGAGUGAAGGGAAGGUUUAUCAAGUUACGAAUAAAGCCAUCGUUCAUAAUAAAAAUAAAGAAUUUCCUCAGCCUAUCUUCAAUGAAAAUGCGGUGAAAUAUCUCAAAUUGAAUCAUAGUCUUAUAAUUAAAUCGCAAGAAAUGUGUACUGCAGUAAAUCAAGCUUUUAAUUUUGAUUCGAGAAUGAGAAAGGACAUCGAAGGAUGUCACAUAAAAUUAGUAUUGCCAAAAGAUAGAAAAGAACUAUUUUUAUUGAAAAAUAAUAUAGAUGUUGCUUCUUUUCAAUUACUUCCACAAAAGUUGGUUAAGAUUAUGAUGCAAUCGACAACCUUUCUUAAUGAUAAUUCAUCUUUUAAUCAUGUUCAUUUGGAAGUCAAAUUCCCAAAAAUUGAAUUGAAUUUUGAAAAAAAGAAUAUUAAACCAACUGAAGAGAUAAAAAUAUCAAUAAAUAACGCAUUGAAAAACGAAAAACCAUAUCAAGAAUUAAUCAAAGUAUUCGACACAUUUGGAUAUUUAUUAUCGCAGAAACUUAUUCUUGGACAAAAGUUGUAUAAAUCGUGUGUUUCAUUACAAAAACCAUCGAGUACUGACAAUCAGCAAGAAAUUGAACUAACGAUUGAAGAAUUUUUUGAAAAUUAUUUAUCGAAAUUAGAUAAUAUGUCGAAGAAAUACGGAUUCAAUGCAACAUAUUUUAUUUCAAUAAACGGAGAGGCGAUUAGAAUAAAUGGCAUUGAAAAAUGGUUAAAUGAAUAUUCUAAAUUAUUACAGGUUAUUGGUCGUAGUGAAUUGCUUCCAGUAUAUGAAAUAUUUGAAGAAUCAAUCAGUUGUAAAAUCCAAUCGAUUUUAGGCAUCGACAAUCAAAAAAAGAUACUUAUGACGGGGGUGACGCAGUUUGUUGAAAAUACCAAGUAUUAUCACAUGGAUUUUCCUUCUAACUUAGAAAGUUGUAAUUAUCAGAUUUUUGCAAAAGUUAUUAGAUAUACAAAUAAGGAAUUAAUGGGUACCAUUGAUAAUGCAAUAGUGAAAAUACAUUCUAAAAGUAGAACUGGAUUUUUUGUAGCAAUCGAAAAUAUUAAUGGAAUCAACGUGGAUCCAAUUGACCUUCAAAUUAUGUGGAUUUUGGUCGGAUUUCCAGAUGAAAUUAACUUUUAUAGCGUACAUACGCGGGAAUUAGUUGUACUAAGCAUGGAGGAUCAAAAUAUUACACUUGAAGCAGAUAAAAAAACUGUAAUAAUCAAUGUCCCAAAGGAGUUGCCAAAAAACUCAAUAAUGACUUUGUCGUUUGAAUACCCUCUGUCGAACAAUAAUUUAGAAAUCCAGGAUGGUAAGAAUUUAUAG